AUGCAUUUCACCACAACCACAGCUGGUUAUCACGCCACAGAAGAGAUCUCGACGACAACAGAAGCAAGUACAGAAACUACUUCAAGUCCAAAACAGCAGUGUGGCCGUCGAAUUGCACGGGAAGCCAGAAUUGUAGGAGGAGAUGACACAUAUGAGGGAGAAUUUCCGUGGGCGGUAUCUGUUCGUCUACUAACAACCCAUUACUGUGGAGGGGCGAUUAUCAACAGGUACUGGGUGCUUACCGCUGCUCAUUGCGUUAAAAGGUACAGUGCUCGUUAUUUUCGAGUGCGAGCUGGGGGUCAAGAAGUAUCCAUAGACGGUUUUCGACCGGAUUUGGAUGUUCCAAUAGACGAAAUAUCCGUCCAUCCAGAAUUUGGACAACCUCGUCGAUAUUCCAACGACUUGGCGUUGCUCAAGUUGCGUAGGGCCUUGGAAUUUGACGAGAGAAGGCAGCCUAUAUGUUUACCGGAUCCUGACCAGGAUUUGGCCGGAAGAAAUGCCACAGUUGUUGGGUGGGGGUGGCUCAAUGAACUGGACAAAGGCAAAGCUAAAAGACUACAAAAGGUUCAAGUUCCAAUUUUGAACAAUAGCAUAUGUGCACAAUGGUACUCAGAAGAAUAUAAUGGAUAUGUACAAAUACAUGACUAUCAGAUAUGUGCAGGAUACAAAGAAGGAGGGAAAGAUUCAUGUCAGGGUGACAGUGGUGGUCCACUUGUGCUACGUGAAGGCGACAGACACACCUUAGUAGGCGUUGUUUCUGCAGGAGUGGGAUGUGCAAGAAAACAAUUGCCAGGAAUUUAUUCAAGAGUUUCUGUGUUCGUGCCCUGGAUACUUAGAGUGACUGGAGGCUCUUAUGUAUAAUCAUCACAAAGAAUUAGAAAGAACCGAAUCUAAUUCAUUUUCAAAGGGUGAACUUUAACUGGAUUGCAAGCCAGAAAUAUGGACAAACAUUCAAAAGUUCCUGGACCGUGGAUGACUCAAAAACAAUGUUUUGAAAUGGUGGCAAAGAAAAAGAAAAUUUUUAAAACUGAUACUGAUCGUCCAGCUAUAGUCAGGCUUGGACUUUACACUACGACUAUGACUUCAAAACUAUAACUAUUAGAACAUUGUUGCAUCUUUUACUAGAUUGUUUAGUGGUAGAAGAAAUGCACUGACAUUAUUUGAUGUUUUAUAAUUUAUUGUUGAUAUACUGUUGGUAAUAGGGAAAUGAAUUGAAAAUUACCCUAAUUUUCUUUUAUGAUUUGUUACAAACAGGGACGCCCCAAACUUUAUUUUUGGGAGAGGGAAGAUUCUCAGUUCACCAAAUGAAACUCUGAAUUUUAUCGAAUAAUAAAAUACGAGCAUGUACACAUAUCGUCGCCCCAGAGCAACAGUAAGAUAUCUUAGUGUUAUUACUGGGAUUAGAUGUCUUACUGUUGCUCUGAUGCGACGAUA
Molecule: messenger RNA, 1434 nt
Organism: Uloborus diversus
Lineage: Eukaryota; Metazoa; Arthropoda; Arachnida; Araneae; Uloboridae
Product: serine proteinase stubble-like
Exons: 6
Coding region: 1-861 (286 amino acids)
Biological process (GO): proteolysis
Molecular function (GO): serine-type endopeptidase activity
Source: RefSeq, a predicted model, not a curated record